GACUGGUGUUUUAUUUACGGUCGGCUCACUCCAACUUCUGUGCUCACCAUGUCUAGUAAAGAGGGUGGAGAGCAAAUGGACAUUGAAAUCCCCAUGGAAGAAGGGGAACCACUUGGAGCGACACCUAACGAUAAGCUUAUUAUUACUAAAAUACAAGGCGGUACCAUUUCUGAAGGUAAAUUGAAGGUUGGCGAUCAAAUUCUCAAAGUGAAUGGACAGCCAAUUUCUGAUCAAAACAAUUUUUUUAAAGCACUUCGCUUUGCUCCACCAGUAGCGGUACUCACCAUAAUAAGGGAUCAGAAGAAAGCUGAAGAGCUUGAGGCUCGCUUUAGAAUUCCUGAGGAGCGCGCAAAGUUCAUUCAAAGACGGGAUGGCUUCCAGUACUUUUUGGCAAAACUGGUAUGGGUGCCACAUGGACCGAAACUUGGUCUCGGUAUCAAGCACUUCCAGAAUCGCGUACUUGUCUCACGUAGUGAUCCCGGCUCAUUGUCGGCUACUCAACUACAGGUUGGCGACCAUAUUAUCGAUAUAGAUGGUGUACCUGUGACCGAUAAGGAUGUCGCCAGAGAUUUGUUAAUCAAAUCACUGCAGGAAAAGAAAGAGGUAACAUCUGUGGUCGAAAGACCAGAGUCAAUGGAAGCGAAACAUUGGACGCAACAGGCUCUUGUCACUCAGGUCUGUCAACCGCCAUCUGUUCAAAUGAAUUCCGAUGUCCGUGCAAUCCUGGCUCGUGAACGUGCCAGAGUCAAGGAACCAAAGCCGGGAAAGAGCGAAGCUCAGCAAAUGGAUAUAGAGAUACCAAUGGAAGAAGGAGAACCACUUGGAGCCACACCUAACGAUAAGCUUAUUAUUACUAAAAUACAAGGCGGUACCAUUUCCGAAGGCAAACUGAAGGUUGGCGAUCAAAUUCUCAAAGUAAACGGACAACCGAUCUCUGAUCAGAACAAUUUCUUUAAAGCACUUCGUUUUGCUCCACCUGUAGCGGUACUCACUAUAAUUAGGGACCAGAAGAAAGCUGAAGAGCUUGAGGCUCGCUUCAGAAUUCCUGAGGAGCGUGCAAAGUUCAUCCACAGACGAGAUGGAUUCACGUACUUUUUGGCGAAAUUGGUAUGGGUGCCACAUGGACCAAAACUUGGUCUCGGUAUCAAGCACUUCCAGAAUCGCGUACUUGUCUCACGUUGUGAUCCUGGCUCAUUGUCAGCUACUCAACUAGAGGUAGGCGACCAUAUCAUCGAUAUUGAUGGAGUGCCUGUGACCGAUAAGGAUGUGGCCAGGGAUCUGUUAAUCAAAUCACUGCAGGAGAAAAAAGAGGUUACAUCCGUGGUGGAACGACCAGAGACAAUGGAAGCAAAACACUGGACGCAACAGGCUCUUGUCACACAGAUUUCUCAACCGCCAUCUGUCCAAAUGAAUUCCGAUGUACGUGCAAUAUUAGCCCGUGAACGUGCCAGAGUGAAGCAACCAAAACCGGUAAUAUAUUCGUUUUAUUGUUCAAAAUAA
Haemonchus placei is the source of this 1500-nucleotide messenger RNA. NCBI's taxonomy places the organism in Eukaryota, Metazoa, Nematoda, Chromadorea, Rhabditida, Trichostrongylidae. The record is from the annotation of a GenBank genome assembly.